GAUUUGCAGUAAAAUCAGAAAAACGUUUAAUUUUGCAUGAAUUCUGCAGACUUGUGAAAAACUGGAGGGGCUUAUUGAUAUAAUUUGGAGUCUAGAGGGCCGCAUAAAUAGCUACAGCGGGCCAGAUUUGGCCCCCAAGCCUUGAGUUUGACAUUUGCUUCAAAAGGACAAACAAAAAGAGGACUAAUGACGUGUUGUGUGAAAAGCGUGAGUGAAAACACCGGGUGAAGGUCAAACAACCGGUUCAUUAAAUGCAAUGAUGUUUGUAUAAACACAGGAAAAAUGAUAUUAAACAGAAGUGGGCACUGUGACACUAGGUCCUGUUGCAAGACAGCGUCUGUUAUUACCUCACCUCUCAGUACCUCCAUGUUCCGGUAAACGGCAAGGAAAGUGAACAAAAUCUGCAGAAAACACGUAUUAAACAGUACAUGAAUAAUAUUUCUGUUAUAUAUUAAAGUAGAUGGCAGUUCCUCAGCUUAAUACGAGGAAUAAAACUGCCUGCAAGCAACUCUGGAGCUCAAUUAUUAACAUCUAAUGCCACAAGUUUAAUAAAUACAAAAUACAAAGUGAGACAAGAGGACAGAGUGUAGAUAAAGGAGCCCGGACAUUUCCAGAAAGUCAAACAUUUGAGCGCCUGACGAAGGAAACAAUGUGUCUCCUAAAGUUGGUGCUAGGUCUGACCUUGGUCGCUCUGGUAAAAUCCAAUGAGUGGUGCUACACUGGUUGUGGUCACACUCCAGAGCAUUGGGAAGCCUUACCUGGAUCUCACUGUGGAGGAGAAAAACAAUCUCCAAUUGAUAUUGUCACCAGCAUCGUUACCAUUGACCCAAAUUUGGAUAAUUUCAUCUUUGUUAAUUUCUCCUCUCAAUCCGCCAUCAAGAAUAUCACAAAUAAUGGACAUUCAGUGCAAUGUGACAUUGAAGCGAAUGAAGCUGAAGUGAGUGGAGGUGGACUUGAUGGUGACUAUUCUGUACUGCAGUUUCAUUUCCACUGGGAUGUAGCGGACCAUUCAGGUUCAGAGCACGCUUUAGACGGUCAUCAUUAUCCAAUGGAGAUGCACAUAGUCACUGCAAAGAAAGGAGUUCUCCCAAAUGAGACUCUUAAUCAUGAAGAUGGACUUGCUGUUCUUGGGUUUUUUAUUGAUGCAACAGAAGAUGGAAACUUAUCUUGGCCGUGGGAAACGUUUACAUCCUACCUGAACGACGUCACAGAGGAGGGCUCUAGUGUGAAAGUAGACAACAUCACGAUUGAUGAUCUGAUUGGUGACGUGGAUCUCACAAAGUUUUAUCGAUACAUGGGCUCUCUGACUACACCCUACUGCCACGAAGCCGUCGUGUGGACGCUCUUUCACGAGCCCAUAAAAGUUCACAAAGAUUUACUUCUGCAUUUUUCCACUGAGAAUAACAUCGCGCCAAACUACAGACCUACACAACCUCUUAAUGGACGAAUCAUCACUGCCUCCCCCGCAACUCCUCCAGCUCAUCUGUGGUGCUAUGAGGACCACUGUGAUUACACGCCGUCUCAUUGGUCUAAUCUGCCCGGCUCCUACUGUGGUGGUGAAAGCCAGUCACCCAUCGACAUCAGCACUGACAGCGUUGUGGAGAAUGAAAAUCUCAGUUCCUUCACCUUUACUAAUUUUGACAACAAACAUGCCAUAAAGUCUAUCACCAACACAGGCCACACAGUGCAGUGCGUGUUGGAGGACGGACUGGUGGAGGUAUCAGGCAGGGGGUUGAAUCACGUCUACUCAACUCUUCAGUUCCACUUCCACUGGGGAACCGAAUCAGCCGAUUCUGAGGGGUCAGAGCACAGCGUGGACAAGAAACGAUACCCAAUGGAGAUGCACAUUGUGAGCAAGAGGAAGAAUUUAACAUUGGAGGAGGCACUAAAUACUCCUGAUGGCCUGGCAGUGCUGGGGUUUUUAAUUGAGGCUCCACAAUCUCCUAGAAGCAUGUCCUCCUCAGUUCCUGCAGAAACAACGUCGCCCACAUCGAGUUCUGCCUCUGACAUGGAAGCCUGGAAAACUCUGACCAGUUACCUGUCGGAUAUCAAAGACAUCGAGUCAGAAGUCGAAGUCACAGAUGAGAUUUCUAUCGAUGACUUGCUUGGCAACGUGAACCGUGACUCAUUUUUCCGCUACAGCGGCUCCCUCACCACGCCUUCCUGCAACGAAGCCGUGGUUUGGACCAUCUUUAAAGAAUCAGUUAAAGUGGACCAAGACCUGAUGGCGCUGUUCCCGGAGAAUGCAGGAUAUCACAACGUCUUCCGGCCCAGUCAGUCUCUUCAUUCCAGAAAGGUCUACACCACGGCUGCAGCCCCCGGACCCGGAAUUUGGUUCAUGUGAUUUGAAACAAAACAA
Molecule: messenger RNA, 2359 nt
Organism: Xiphophorus couchianus (Monterrey platyfish)
Lineage: Eukaryota; Metazoa; Chordata; Actinopteri; Cyprinodontiformes; Poeciliidae
Product: carbonic anhydrase 4-like
Exons: 17
Coding region: 650-2344 (564 amino acids)
Cellular component (GO): plasma membrane
Molecular function (GO): carbonate dehydratase activity; zinc ion binding
Source: RefSeq, a predicted model, not a curated record